Molecule: messenger RNA, 2658 nt
Organism: Erigeron canadensis
Lineage: Eukaryota; Viridiplantae; Streptophyta; Magnoliopsida; Asterales; Asteraceae
Product: protein NLP7-like
Exons: 5
Coding region: 143-2464 (773 amino acids)
Molecular function (GO): protein binding; DNA-binding transcription factor activity
Source: RefSeq, a predicted model, not a curated record
AGUAAAGUUUCCCUUUAAAAUAGAAAAAGGACUAGUUCACGACCACCUAAUCCAUCGAAAAUUAGGUCAAUACAGUUUUGUAUGAACCCUGCAAACAACUCCUCCCCUUACACAAUAAUAUAAUAAUAAUAAGAGCACACAAAUGAGUGGCGGCGAUCUGAUAGCAGCAACAAGCAAAAGCAAAUUAGGGGAUGCCUUAAAAUCGAAAUAUAAAUGUUACGGUGAACCUGAUUUUACAACAAGAACCAACUAUUUGACUUCCCUUCAGGUAUUUGGGAACCCAGAUCUUGAAGAACAACAAAAAGAAGAUGACGACGAUGAACCUCAAUCCACCAGUUUCCGCCGGCAGAUUAUUAAGAAGAAAAUCACAAAUGCACUUAUGCUAAUGAGUUUUCGUGAGCCACAUGUGCUUGUUCAGUUUUGGUCGCCUAUUCAUGUCGGUAAGCGGUGCUUGCUGACAACUUUGGAUCAACCUUUUGGUCUUGGUAUUGUUGAUGAAGGGCUUUACCAGUAUAGGUCGAAGUCCGAGCAGCGUGUGUUGGUUGUGGACGAGGAACACAGGGAUGAACUAGCUCCCCCUGGUCGUGUUUAUUGCCAAAAGUUGCCAGAAUGGAGUUUGGACGUACAUAGUUUGUCUACCAGACAAUGUGUACAAGAUUAUGCUGCUUGCUCCAAUAUCCAUGGAUAUAUUAGUUUACCUGUAUUUGAACCUGCCAGUGGUUCCUGUGUAGGUGUACUCGAACUUAUAACAUCAUCAAGCUACGUUGAUUAUGCUUAUGAGGUUAGAGAAGUUUCGAGAGCAUUAAAGGAAGAGAAUCUGAAGUCCCCAAACGUGUUUGAGGAUACUAGAUUAUAUACACAGGUUGCAGAUGAAAGAAGACAAUAUGAACUGUAUGAAAUUUUUAUGGCUUUGAAGAUGGUUUGUGAGGAUCAGAAGUUACCUCUAGCUCAGACAUGGGCUUUGGCUGGAUACAGCAGUAUUGUGGCCACUUCUGGAAAUCUAGAGAAGGUCUGUAGUAGUUUCAAUAAAAGAUGCAUAGGGAAAGCCUGCAUGUCAACAUCUGGUCUACCAUUCUAUGUUCGGGACUUGAGCAUGUGGGGAUUCCAUGAAGCCUGCAAAGAGAGACACUUGGACAAAAGGCAAGGAGUUGUUGGGAGGUCAUUGUCAUCUCAUGGUUUAUGUUUCUGUGGAGAUGUAACGAAUCUCAGUGAAGACGAAUAUCCUCUGGGUCCGUAUGCGCGUGUGAAUGCGGUAGCUAGUAGUUUAGCUGUCUAUAUGAAAAGUCUUGAAACGGAUGUUGAAUAUGUUAUCGAGUUAUUUUUGCCACCGCAUAGCGAAAACGAGGCAGAUUUAGAAAGUGUGGUAAAAAGAUUGCUGAAAACAGUGAGGCAGCAGAUUAAGAAUGCCUCUAGGGUGCAAUUAGGUAGUAUGUCAUCCCCACAAGUCAUUGGGGGAAUUCCUCUUCAUUGGAACCCCGAAUCUUUAUCGGCUACCGAAAAAGGUAAGUCACCAACAAAGUCGGAUGAUGAACAGCCGUUGGUGGAGAAUGAACAUAAUGAUGUUGAUGUUCCGAUUUCAAAGAAUCAGAGUGAAGUUGCUUAUGUAGAGCAUGUGGAAGAGGAUAAUCUAAAAUUUAAGCCGUCUCAUUCUGCUGCUGCAGUAACAAACAAGAGUGUUGUUCCUUGUUUGGAGGUAGGGACUGAAAUUCUUGAUGAUAAUGCAUGGAAAGCAAGUAAAAAGUUUGAUAAUAAUGCUGAUAAACCAAGGAAAAAAAGGAAGAGAUCAGAGAAGACAAUUAGUCGCGAGGAAAUCAGCAAACAUUACGGUAAGACAAUGGAGGACGCUGCAGUUAGCCUUCGUGUUAGCAGAUCCACUUUAAAGCGCAUUUGCAGGAGUCAUGGUAUACCAAGGUGGCCAUAUAAGAACGGCCCUGAUAAGAAUGAUAUUCUUCCAAAGCAGGACCAAACAGUUGUAGCCAUCCAUGCAUCCGAAGAAGCACAAAUCCCGCUAAUUGGUGCUUUUGGUGAACCAUUAGAUAGAACGGAUAUAACUAUUGAACAUGGUAAGCAUAGUUCCACACUUGUACCCCAUCAACAGGAACAAACAGGUCUGCUUGAUCAUGCUGCAUUGCCUGACACAACCAUCAGAGAGAAAUAUAUCGAUAAUAUAGCAGUCAAUGCAACGGAAAAUGUGAUGAUUAAGGCAACAUACAGAGAGAAUACUUUGAAGUUUUCAUUCAACCUUUCUGAUGGAUUGGUAAAGUUGGAGGAGUUGGUUGCAACAAGGUUUCAGCUAAUAGUUGGAAGCUUUAGCCUCAAAUAUGUAGACGAAGAUGGUGACAUGAUAUUGAUUGCUUGUGAUAAUGACUUAAUGGCUUCACUGAGUGCUUUUAAACAACCAAACAUACAAACUCUGAUCAGACUAUUGGUUUGGCCGGUCGUCAAUCAGAACCCUGAAGCCUAGUCCUCAUUUUAUGAAACUUACAAGGUAUUAUUUUGUCAUUUUCAUAACAUGAGUUCGUACAUGUUUAGUUGACUCUAGCAUAGCAAUAGUGUCAUAGUAAAACUUGAAAAGGUGCCGGUUCUAUUUUGUAAAAAGAUCAUGAUCCGUAUUGAAGUUAAUUAGGCAGCUAGCUAGAUAAUGCAAUGAUUUUGGAU